AUAUAAUUAUGCAAAUGCCCGGAGCUGUUGUUGGACUGUUGUGGCUGCUUCAGGUGUCACUUCUCUGGUCAACGGUGGGUUGCCACGCCAACAGCGAGGAGCAGCUGGAGGCCCUGCUGGCCACGGAAACGUUGCUCAUUGAUGAACUCCGAGAGUACAUAGAGCGGCUGGACCAGCAGCUGGAGGAGAUCCGGCGGGAGACGGCAGCUAUCGAGGAGAUCCACAGCCAGGUGGGCGAUGGCGUAGAGGAGUACAUGGGCAACCCGCUCAAUGUGCUGAUCCUUCUGAAACGCUUCGAAACGAUGUGGCCGAGACUGGAGCAACUGGCGAAUGCCACUCACAACAUCAGCGUGAGGGACGACAGGGACAGGGACAUGGAUCUGAUUCUUCCCACAGAAGAGGACUACGAGGAGGCCCUGAGCAAUCUACUACAUCUGCAGUCGGUCUACGAGCUGGAGCCGGCAAGCCUCUCCCUGGGCGUGGUCAAUGGCAUGAAGCUGGGCUCAGCCAUGUCCUGGAGCGAUUGCCUGGAAAUGGCCGUGAAGUCGGAUGCCGGGGUGGCCAAGUUCUGGCUGGAGACGGCGCUGGAUAAGCUGCCGCCGGCCACAAAUGGCACGGACCACAGAAGCGAGCGGGAACGCGGAAAGGUUCAGAUACUGGAGGCGACUCUCAACAUGGAAUACCGAGCGGGAGCACUUUCCGAGGCCCUGGCAACCGCGGAUGAGCUGCUGCUCCUCCGACCGAUGAACCAAAACGUGCAAAAGGCCAAGGCCAAGAUUGAGCGAGCUUUGGCCAAGACCUCCACACAGCUGCCCUCGAGCAGGGGGCGCAAGCCAAAGCCAAAGACAAAGGCAAACACAAAAAAAUCUAAAUCGGCGGAGCAGCUGCUCAUAGAGGAGCUGUGUCGUGGAGCCACCCAGGAGGCCACGACAGGUGGUCGCUUCACGCACUGUAAGCUGGAGAGGAGCACGCCCUGGUCCAUCCUGCAGCCAGUCAGAGUGGAGCUGCUCAGCUCCGACCCCUACAUAGCUCUGCACCAUGACGUGCUGACCCUCAAGCAGAGUGACCAACUCUUGGGAUUGAUGGACGUGGAGGAGGAGACCGGAAGAGGGGCCAGCCAUCAGCCACUGAAGUUCUCGAUGCUGGCCCAAAAGAAGCUGCGAACCAUUCGCCACCAAUUGGGGCAUGUCAGCGGGCAAAUGGAUCCCUGGGAGGGGCGUCGCCAUGGCCACGAGCACACGACCAGGCCACAGCAGUCCGCCCGGGGACAGCUCCACCAGACACGUGUCAUCAUGCUGAAUCUCCAGGCACCCGGAAUGGGCGGAGCCGUGGUCUUCCCCCAGCUGGAGCUUGGCGUGAAUGUCCCACGUGGCGCAUUGCUCCACUGGCGCACUCGAGCCACGUCCACGUCCGAGAUGGACUACCGCAGUCGCCAGGCAGUCUGUCCCGUGCUCCUGGGCGUCCAAGUGUCCGCGUGGACGGGACUCAGUUGAGAGGGG
Drosophila subobscura is the source of this 1499-nucleotide messenger RNA. Its product is annotated as prolyl 4-hydroxylase subunit alpha-2. Gene Ontology annotation, cellular component: endoplasmic reticulum. Gene Ontology annotation, molecular function: protein binding; procollagen-proline 4-dioxygenase activity. The record is from RefSeq and is a predicted model, not a curated record. Lineage: Eukaryota; Metazoa; Arthropoda; Insecta; Diptera; Drosophilidae. The transcript has 6 exons. Bases 9 to 1493 code for a protein of 494 amino acids.